Molecule: messenger RNA, 5793 nt
Organism: Serinus canaria (Common canary)
Lineage: Eukaryota; Metazoa; Chordata; Aves; Passeriformes; Fringillidae
Gene: DRP2
Product: dystrophin related protein 2
Exons: 23
Coding region: 306-3107 (933 amino acids)
Biological process (GO): synaptic signaling
Cellular component (GO): plasma membrane
Molecular function (GO): zinc ion binding; protein binding
Source: RefSeq, a predicted model, not a curated record
GCUCUCCGGCCGGGCUCUCCGGCGGGCCGGGCGCUCGGGGGGCUCGUCCUUGCUCCCCGCCGCCUUCUGCCGAGCCGAGGGGAUCUCUCUGGAGCCGGGCGAGCCGCUGCUGGCGGGGAUGUGAUCGCAUAGCAACACAGCAGCCGGGGCGGUGGAGGAGGAGAGGCAGCGGUGCUGAGGCUCAGCAUGCAGCCCUGCCACCGGGGCUCCUGUGCUGAUUCACAGCCAGCCCCGCUGCCCGCUGCCCCCGCCGCUCGGACCCGGCGCGCUCGCAAGGUGCUCCAUGCCCGUGACCAUCAGCUCUGAUGCAGCCCCUGGUGAUGCAGGAAUGGCUCCAUGUCCUCCCUCCGUGUCCUGAGUGGCCCCUCCCGGCCCAGGCGCAGCGCAGCCCUGCCCGCCCGCUCUCUCAGGUUGAAGCCUCACAGGAUGGUGCAGGACCCUCGUGUGUAACCCCCCGGGCUCCCAGCAGUGCUGCCGGGCCCCAGGCCCCUCUGGAGAUGAAUCUUUGCUGGAACGAGAUCAAAAAAAAAUCCCACAGCCUUCGGGCUCGGCUGGAGGCCUUCUCUGACCACAGUGGGAAGCUGCAGGUGCCUCUGCAGGAGAUCAUUGACUGGCUGGGGCAGAAGGAUGAGGAGCUGUCGGCCCAGCUGCCCCUGCGGGGCGAUGUUCUCCUGGUGCAGCAGGAGAAGGAGACACACGCGGCUUUCAUGGAAGAAGUGAAGUCUCGGGGGCCAUACAUUUACUCGGUCCUGGAGUCAGCACAGGCUUUCCUUUCCCAGCACCCAUUUGAGGAAUUAGAAGAACCAACUUUGGAAAGCAAAGAUGUGUCUCCCCGGCACCGGAUCCAGAACAUCAGCCGCUUUGUGUGGAAGCAGGCCAACGUGGCCAGCGAGCUCUGGGAGAAGCUCACAGCGCGCUGCGUGGACCAGCACCGCCACAUCGAGCGCACCCUGGAGCAGCUGCUGGAGAUCAAAGGGGCCAUGGAAGAGCUCAGCACCACCCUGGACCAGGCUGAGAGCGUGCGGGAGACCUGGGAACCCAUCGGGGACCUCUUCAUCGACUCCUUGCCCGAGCACAUCCAGUCCACCAAGCUGUUCAAAGAGGAGCUCUCCCCCAUGAAGGAUGGGGUGAAAGUGGUCAAUGAUCUUGCACACCAGCUCGCCAUCUCAGAUGUCCACCUGUGCAUGGAGAAUUCCCGCACCCUGGAGCAGAUCAACACCCGCUGGAAACAGCUGCAGGCCUCCAUAAAUGAACGCCUGAAGCAGCUCCAAGAUGCCCACCGGGACUUCGGACCAGGCUCCCAGCACUUCCUCUCCUCCUCUGUCCAGGUCCCCUGGGAGCGAGCCAUUUCCCCCAACAAAGUGCCAUACUACAUCAACCACCAGGCCCAGACGACGUGCUGGGACCACCCAAAGAUGACAGAGUUGUACCAGACGCUGGCGGAUUUGAACAACAUCAAGUUCUCGGCGUACCGGACGGCCAUGAAGCUGCGGCGGGUGCAGAAAGCCCUGAGAUUGGACAUGGUCACCUUGGGCACGGCUUUGGAAAUCUUCAACGAGCACGACCUGCAGCCCAGCGAGCGGGCCAUGGACGUGGUGGAGGUGAUCCACUGCCUGACCGCGCUCUACGAGCGCCUGGAGGAGGAGCGGGGCAUCCUGGUCAACGUGCCCCUCUGCGUGGACAUGAGCCUCAACUGGCUGCUCAAUGUCUUUGACAGUGGCCGCAGUGGGAAGAUGAGGGCUCUCUCCUUCAAGACGGGCAUCGCGUGUCUGUGCGGGACAGAGGUCAAGGAGAAGUUCCAGUAUCUCUUCAGCCAGGUGGCCAAUGCCGGGGGCCUGUGUGACCAGCGGCACCUGGGAGUCCUGCUCCACGAGGCCAUCCAGGUCCCUCGCCAGCUGGGGGAGGUGGCAGCGUUUGGGGGCAGCAACGUGGAGCCCAGCAUCCGCAGCUGCUUCCGCUUUAGCAAUGGGAAGUCUGCCAUUGAGGUGUCCCAGUUCCUGGAGUGGGCCAACCUGGAGCCACAGUCCAUGGUGUGGCUGGCGGUGCUGCACCGGGUGACCAUGGCUGAGCAGGUGAAGCACCAGACCAAGUGCUCUGUCUGCCGGCAGUGCCCCAUCAAGGGGUUCAGGUAUCGGAGCCUGAAGCAGUUCAAUGUGGAUAUCUGCCAGACCUGCUUCCUCACGGGGCGAGCCAGCAAGGGCAACAAGCUGCACUACCCCAUCAUGGAGUACUACACCCCAACCACAUCCAGUGAGAACAUGAGAGACUUUGCCACGACACUGAAGAACAAGUUUAGGUCCAAGCAAUACUUCAGCAAGCACCCACAGAGAGGGUACCUGCCCGUGCAGUCUGUGCUCGAGGCUGAGUGCUCUGACACCCCAGCCUCCUCCCCGAUGUUACCACACGCUGACACACACUCCAGGAUCGAGCACUUUGCCAGCAGGCUUGCAGAGAUGGAGAGCCAGAAUUGUUCCUUCUUCAGUGAUAGCCUGUCCCCUGAUGACAGCCUGGAUGAGGAUCAGUACCUGCUGCGCCAUUCCAGCCCCAUCACGGACAGAGAGCCUGGGGGCAGCCAGCAGGGUCCAGGAGGCCUCAGCAUGGAUGACAAGGGAGAGCUGGAGAGAGUCCUGGCCCACCUAGAGGAUGAGAACAGGAUCCUCCAGGGAGAGCUGAGGCGUUUGAAAUGGCAGCAUGAUGAGGCAGUGGAGUCUCCAACCUUGGCCUCAGGCUCUCCUGAGUCAGUGCAAGACCCACGGAACGAGGAGCUGCUGGCGGAAGCGCGGAUCCUCCGGCAGCACAAGAGCCGCCUGGAGACACGGAUGCAGAUCCUGGAGGACCACAACAAGCAGCUGGAGUCCCAGCUGCACAGGCUGAGGGAGCUGCUGCUGCAGCCUCCAGCAGAGUCAGAAGGCAAUGGUUCAGCAGCCUCCUCCUUGGCUUCAUCUCCACACCAGUCAGAAGGCGGCCAGGCAAAGGAGAAAGAGCACAACACCCCUGACACUGAAACUGCAGAUGAGGUGGAAGCCAAAACCCAGGAGGUCAGCAUGUGCCUGGAAGACAUCAUGGAGAAGCUGCGGAGCGCCUUCCCCAGCUCCCGAGGUACUUGAGGGAAAUCCUCCUCUCUCUCUUACUGCUCCCUCAGGGGAGGCUUUCCCUACAGAGCCCUGCCCCAGUCCCAGCUUCCCUGCCACAGCUGAUGACCUGCAGUGCUUCAGCCAAGAGCUUUGCUGCUGCAGUGCUGCUGGGAUGGGUGCGUGGCUGGGAGUGGAGGAGGAGGAGGCUUCACACCUGCAAGGAGAGGCCAUGAGAGCUGCCAAGAGCACAGACCAAACAGAUCCCUGUGAUGAGCUGCAGGGCAGCCUCCUGCCCUGCUCAGGACCUGCACCCCACCGUGAGGAUGGACAGACCUGCCAGCACCACCUGCAGUGACAGCUUUGAGCCCCCUCCUGCCUUCAUCCCUGUCAGACCCCUCUGCAGGAGAGGUGGAGGCCCCAGUAGCCUGAUGAGAUGGAAGCAAUGGUGCAGGCUCUCCUGGCUGCUCGUGGAUGGCUCUUCCCAGCAGGGAUGUGUGUGUGGAUGGCACUCCACUCACUCAGGGGGUUUUGGUGUUGGUCAUUCUGCUCCUUCCCUCUGUGCUCCAGUGCAGGGGCAGCAAUUGGUCUCUUGCCCAGGCUGCCAGAGGGAGCCAUUGCUUGCUGCCAGCACUAACAUGAGGUGGUGGUCUGCCCAUGCAGACUCUUGCCCACUUUCUGCCAUCUCUGAGCAGGAUCCUCCUGGCUCUGCAGCAGCCCCCUUCUAACCAGGUGGCUCUGGGUCCUGUUUUCCUGACCUGUCUAUUUCUCUUUCAGGUAUGACCUCCCUUAUCUAACACCUCCUGUGAGCCAGAGGCUUUUCCUAACCAGCUACCUGGCUGCUUUCCUCCCCUCUCUCCCUGCCAUGCUCCCUGUGCUGCAGCAGACCUCACACAGACUCCCUCCGAGCUGGUGGUGCAGGAUGCUUGCCAGCUCCAGAAGAUCUCAGGGGAACAUAGGUCAUGCAGGAGUGGGACUGUGGGCUCCCCAGGAGGCUGGUUUGGUCACUGGCCACAGUGUCCAAGCCUGGGUGGGAUGGUUCAGAAGAAAGAACUGAAGCCAUGAAAACUGCCAGUCUCCCCUGGCACCCACAGGGGAUGCAGAGCUCAGCAUCCCACUCUUCAUCCCUGCCCAGGAGCCUCCAGGUCUGUGGGCACCAAAACACUCCUGGAGCCACACAAUUUUAAAAAUAACUCUUUAUAACAGUGACCAGCUUCCAGCCUUAUGGUUUGAACUCUGCCCCCCAAGGCUCUGCAGCCAGGCAGGCACAUACCACCAGGAGAGAGUCUGUGAGGUUUAUGGAGUAGGGAUUGAGUCCAUGUUAGAGCUUCUGCCCAGCUAGUAGCCUUAUAUUGAGAGGGUCUUUAUAACAGAGCCUUAUUGUUUAAUUUGCAUAUAUUUCUAUAUAUUAUAUAUAUAUAUACUGUACUUAAAUACUCUCAUGGACUCACUCUAUUAAACUCUGAUACCUUAAGUGUAGCUGCCCUUCACUUUCAGACCAGCUCCUGCUGCCAGGGGAGCCAGCACCUUCCCUGCUGCUGGUGUUGCCUUGCAGGGCUGCAGUGGGGGAGCUCAGUGAGGGCUGCACCCACAGCAGGCACUUCACCCUGCCUGGUGUCCCGGGGAUCUGUGCCUUUGCCAUGGCAGAGUCCUGCACAGACCCAGCUCCAUGCCUGGAAGCUCCUGCAGCCAGGGUUUCUCCAGCCAUUCUCCAGCCCUGGGGCCACCUUGGUGUGAUGCAAGUGUGGGUGGGCAGCAGGACGGGCAGGGCAGUCCUGGCUGCCCCAAGGGGCUGGAGGCCCUCCUUGGGAGCAGUGCCAUGGGGCAGUGCAGGGAGGCUGCUGUGCCAGCUGGCAGGGCAGCUCGGGGGUCCCUCGGGCUGGCUGGCUUGUGCUGUGUUAUGUCGAGAAAGAGGCAGAGUCAGGUGCUGCAGGGGAGCCCAGAGUGAGGCUGCCAUGGCCCCGGUGCUCUGGAGCCACAGGGUGUGGAGAGAUGAGGUUUGAGCCCUCGGGGCAGGGCAGGGCUGCUCACUGGGGUGGAACAUCUCAUUUAACAGGGCUUGCAAGGACACAGCCAGGGCUGGUGUGCUGGCUGGGACAGGACACGGUGCUGAACUGUCCGGGGAGGUUGUGAGCAGGGCUGUGGGCUUGGCUCUGGGCUGCUGGCAGAGGUGAGGAGCAGUGCUCACCCCAGGACAAGGUGUGAGCCUUACAGCCAGGGCUGUGCAGCAUGGAGUGCUCCAGUGUCUGCUGGCAGCAGCGUGGGUGGCUGUCCUUGCUACCCCUGAGUGGCAGGAGGGCAGUGUGGUGGCAUUAGGUGGCUUUGGGCACGCUGUGUCAGGCUGUGGGUGAGAGGGACCCCGGGCCAGCCUGUGAGACCCAGCUGGACCCCUCUGUUAUCCCAGGGGCAGGAUGGGAGCAGCGUGGGGAGCAGCAGAGUGAGGAUUGGCCUGAGGGUGUGCUCAGGAGUAUCCAGCCUUGGGGGGCACUGGAAGAGGAAAAGGGUAGGAUGAGGACAGAGCUGCUGGCCCCAGUGCCAGCUGUGGGGAGCAGAGGUGGCCAGGUUGGUGCUUGGGCUGUGGUUGGGAGCCAGGAUGUGUCAGGGAGGGGAGCAGGCUGGCUAAUGCUCUGGUAACCAUGUACUGUGGUGCUGCUGUCCUCACUGCUUUGUGGCAUCUCUGCUCUGGAAAGAGAAUAAAUUUGUAUUUAUACUGAUGCCUGGA